Molecule: messenger RNA, 1518 nt
Organism: Coregonus clupeaformis (lake whitefish)
Lineage: Eukaryota; Metazoa; Chordata; Actinopteri; Salmoniformes; Salmonidae
Product: peptidase inhibitor R3HDML-like
Exons: 5
Coding region: 439-1134 (231 amino acids)
Source: RefSeq, a predicted model, not a curated record
UCCAAGUAAUACAGUAUUAACAAUACAUCAAAACAAGAAAAUAAAAGAGAAGAAGCGAUAUUAAUGUGCAAUGAAUUCUAUAGAAACAGAAUAUAUAAAUAUAUAUAAUUCAAUGAUUACUAGAAAAUCUUUCUUGUGUAUUUUACAGGGCUGGGAAGUUUUCAUAAUGAGUGUAUUAAGAAAGCUAAAUCACCUAUCAAAUUGUUUUCUGGCUCCUGGGUAGGAACCCCCUGUGAGAGAGAAAAGAGAAGGAGAAGACAGGAGGGCUUGUGAGUGCGUCAGAUACCCUGUGAGAGAGUUGGCCCAGUUCAAUUUCCCUGCCACAUAUGUCAAACGGUCUUGUUUGCAAAGGCUAGUGUUUAAGUGUGGAUCUGCUGAGCUUCUCAUCUCCUAGCUGGCUGCUCUACUCUGCUCUACUCUGCUGGGCUGGAAGAACUGAUGAAGAAGUCUACUAGAACCCUGUGCUGUCAGAACCCCAUCCAGAGGGUAGAGAUGGGUGCUGCUUGUGCUCAGCUCCUCUUCGCUGCCAUCUUCUGGUCAAUGCCUUACACUGGCGCUGCUGUUGUGCUGUCCGUAUCCAAAUCCAACCAGACAGACCUUCUCUACCUAACCAGACCUGGCUUCGAGGCAGACCCUGACUCUGACUGGAGUAAUCUGAAUCUUAUCAGCAUCAACGUGCCUCGUAGCCGAAAGAGGCGAGCCAUCUCCUCCAGAGAAAUGAAUGCCUUGUUGGAUUAUCACAACCGUGUCCGCUCCCAGGUCUUCCCUCAAGCUGCCAAUAUGGAGAUCAUGGUGUGGGAUGGGAAACUGGCAAAAUCCGCAGAUUCCUGGGCCUCCCGCUGCAUAUGGGAUCAUGGACCCUCACAGACCAUGAGAUAUAUGGGCCAAAACCUGUCCAUCAACUCUGGCAGAUACCGAUCAGUCAUUGAGCUGGUGAGGUCCUGGCAGGAUGAGAAAUACUCCUUCUCUUACCCCAACACAUGCAGUGGACCAGUUUGUUCCCACUAUACACAGAUGGUAUGGGCCAAUACCAAUAGGAUGGGAUGUGCCAUCAACAAAUGCUCAAACAUGAACGUGUACGGGAGCUCUUGGAGGACAGCAGUGUUCCUGGUUUGCAACUACUCUAUCAAGUAAGUAGUGUACACACGAAUCCUUCUCUGUUCAUAGCAAGAGCAAGCUGUCUUGUUAUAAUGAACACAAAAAAGCCAAAUCUAUAGUAUAUACCCAAUAUAGAUUAAAAUGUUUCUUUUUCAUUGUAUAAGCUAAAUUCAUCAGAGCCUUAUAUUGAAAUGAAUAUUCUUUAAUAAUGAAAGGAAACAAACAAAUAAACAAACAAGAUCAGUAGUUAACCAUGUUUUAUUGUUCUUCCAGAGGGAACUGGGUUGGAGAAGCUCCCUAUAAGAGUGGCAAGCCAUGCUCUGCCUGUCCAUCAAAAUAUGGAGGUUUGUGUAACAGAAACCAGUGUUCCUCCGCUGGUUCAAAAGCCAAAGCAAAGAAAAUAAAAAGAUAUUAGAAACA